This is a messenger RNA of Diceros bicornis minor, 1483 nucleotides long. RefSeq names its product glutathione S-transferase Mu 1-like. The coding region runs from base 375 to 1010 and encodes 211 amino acids. The record is from RefSeq and is a predicted model, not a curated record. Gene Ontology annotation, biological process: glutathione metabolic process. NCBI's taxonomy places the organism in Eukaryota, Metazoa, Chordata, Mammalia, Perissodactyla, Rhinocerotidae. Gene Ontology annotation, molecular function: glutathione transferase activity. The transcript has 7 exons.
CCAGGGACAAGGCUGACCGGUGCCUAGACGGGAUGAGAAGGGACAGAGCUUUGUUCUUUUUAUCUUUCAGGCCUGUCUCCCAAGCGCACUGCCAACGACCUCCGACCUAGCCGAGCUCUGAAUGGGGGCGGGGGAACCGGGCAAGCCCGAGCCAGACGGCCUUCGGAGUCACGGCACCCAGAGCUCAGCUCCGAGUCCUCGCGGCUGUGGCUGAAAUAGAUCUUAUUCCUGCCUGCCCAGGGCGCAGACGCGGUGCUCCGAAGCCUCCCGCGCCAGGAGUCCCAGGAGAUGGGGUGGUAGGUGGGGCGUGGCGGAGCUAGGCGAGGAGGCGGGGUCGGAGUCAGGCCUCACCCCAGGUCGGUCCCCGCACCCCGAUGAGUUCCCCCGCUGCUCUGCUGACCCAUUCCCUGAAUCCGCAAAACGCUAACCAUGGCCAUGACAUUGGGUUACUGGGACGCCCGCGGGCUCCGGACUAUGACAGAAGCGAGUGGCUGAAUGAAAAAUUCAAGCUGGGCCUGGACUUCCCCCAUCUGCCCUACUUAAUUGAUGGGGCUCACAAGAUCUCCCAGAGCAACGCCAUCCUUCGCUACAUUGCUCGCAAGCACAACCUAUGUGGAGAGACAGAAGAGGAGAAGAUUCGUGUGGACAUUUUGGAGAAUGAGGUUAUGGACACCUUCAUGCACCUGGCUAGGGUCUGCUACAGCCCUGACUUUGAGAAACUGAAGCCUGAGUACUUGGAGGUUCUUUCUGAAAAAGUGAAGCUCUUCUCACAGUUUCUGGGGAAGAGGCCUUGGUUUGCAGGGGACAAGAUCACCUAUGCGGAUUUCCUGGCUUAUGACAUCAUUGACAAACUCCGUAUGUUUGACCCCAAGUGCCUGGAUGUGUUCUCUAACCUGAAGGACUUCAUAGCCCGCUUUGAGAGCCUGAAGCAGAUCUCUGCCUACAUGAAGACCAGCCGCUUCCUCCCCAGCCCUGUGUUUCUACAUAUGGCCAUGUGGCGCAACAAGUAGGGCCUUUAAGGCCUGCAAAUGGCAGCGAGGAGUCAGAUGUGCGCCCGAUGCCCCAUGUCUUUGGCCCUGGAGAGCAGCUUGACCUCCAUGCGCCUAGAGCCAGCUGUCUUGCUUCUUUCUCUUUCUUUUCACUCCCUUGUCCCACCUCGGAUGCCUUAUUGGCCCCCUUUUCUCCCUCCCUCCCCCCUUUUCAUCCAGGCCCUUUAAGUCUUCAGCUUCCUGCUUCUCUUCAGUGAAGUCUGUCCCCGCUCCCCACCUAUGUUAUUCUUCCCACACUAAAGCCCACCAGGCCGUCCUUCACCUCGUUGGUUGCUCUGCUUGAGGAGUCUGACCAGACCCCUGGCCUGUGGAGCUCAGCCCUGAGCUCCUAGCACUGCCCUGAAGUCCAGUAUUGGCCUGGUGUGCAGGCCCUGCUCCCCCACAGUGUGGGCCCUGCCCUGCCCUGCCUGGGAUCCUCAAUAAAGCCCUAAUUA